AGAGGGAGUAGAGAUUCUUAAAUCCGAGGUUUUGGGGAGCGCUACUGACAGUGGCGUUUACUGCGUCAGUGUGCGAUAGGACGCCGCUUGACAACCUGAGUUUAUUUCGUAUGUAGCACUCCCCUGUUAAAUCAAAAUCGUGUACAUUUUGGCAUACGGUAACGAUAACAUUCAAGAAAUCUCUGCGGCAUAAACAUCAAGUCCCAUUGUCCGAAACGAUAGUUUAUCUCCCUGGAUUUAAAAGAGGAACUUAACCGCCGUCAAAAUCGCUGAUCUGAGUUUUGGUCGAUUCAGCGUGAAACCAUGUUGUGGAAGCUAGCAGAUAACGUGAAGUACGAGGAUGAUUGCGAGGAAAGACACGACGGCAGCAGCAAUGGUAACCCUCGACUGCCGCACCUGCCUGCGGUGAGCCAGCACCUCUAUAGCCCGGCUCCCUCUCUCUCGCACUCAGGCAGCUCCGAUUUCCAGCCACCUUACUUUCCGCCUCCUUACCAACCGAUAUCAUACCCCCAGUCCAGCGACCCUUACUCCCACCUGAGCGACCCUUUCAACAUCAACUCGAUACACCAGUCCCCCUCGACCAACCAACAGCAAUCCUGGCCCGGCCGUCAAAGUCAAGAGGGAAUCGGAGCCCACGGUCGCAGCGGCUUAGCCAGUCAAAUACUUGGACUCGAAGGCGGUUCGCCUGGGGUGCGAAGAGAGGGUUUUCGCCGACCAGAGCUAAUGCCCCCACACGUUCACAGCAUUGACUCGUCCGUUAUUGGGGAUAAUUUAGGAUUGCACGAGAUGGGUCACGGCUUGGACGAUGUGCAGCACGUUGAUGAUCACAGUAUUAUCAUGGCAGACCAGACAGUCAUUAAAAAAGUAUUAGGACUCCGAAGUGGUAGGAGCCAUGAUCGCUUACAGAGGACUUAUUUUGAGGGUGGCUUUCUUGCGGGUGAGGAUGAAGGUCCCGUGUCUCUUCCCAAGGGGAACGCACUGGGUCUGCCCUACCAGAAGGAGUCCCUCCUGGGCAUGGUGUCCAACCCAACAGAGGUCUUCUGCUCAGUGCCCGGGCGGCUCUCGCUGCUCAGCUCCACGUCGAAGUACAAGGUGACGGUGGCCGAGGUUCAGCGUCGUCUGUCCCCUCCGGAGUGUCUCAACGCCUCUCUUCUGGGCGGAGUCCUGCGCAGAGCGAAGUCCAAAAAUGGUGGCCGGUCUUUGAGAGAGAAGCUGGACAAGAUUGGGCUUAACCUUCCCGCGGGACGGAGGAAGGCUGCUAACGUCACCUUGCUGACCGCGUUGGUGGAAGGUGAGGCAGUCCACCUGGCCAGAGAUUUUGGCUAUGUGUGUGAGACUGAGUUUCCAGCAAAGGCUGUUGCUGAAUAUCUGGGUCGACCGCACGUAGAACGCAAUGAGAUCAACUCCCGCAAGAACAUGCUUCUUGCUGCCAAGCAAAUCUGUAAGGAGUUCACAGACCUGCUGACUCAGGACCGCUCUCCGCUGGGGAACUCACGGCCGGCGCCCAUCCUGGAGCCGGGCAUACAGGGCUGCCUCACCCACUUCAGCCUCAUCACCCACGGCUUCGGCAGCCCCGCCAUCUGUGCUGCCAUGACCUCCCUGCAGAACUACCUGAACGAGGCCCUCAAGCAGGUGGACAAAAUGUACCUGAGCUCCGGCGGCGAGACGCAGGGUUCCUCUGACAGCGGCAGCAAGGCAUCCGAUAAAAUGGAGAAGCACCGGAAAUGAGGGGCGAAGGCUGGCCGUGACACCCCCCGUCGCCCCUUAUCUGCUCAACUUUGGACCACGUCCGCGUUAUUCCAUUAUUAUUAUUAUUAUUAUUAUUUUUUUUACUAUUAGCCUUAUUUUUUUCCCAUUCCAUUUCCUUGGCAAGCUGCUUUGCCAUUAAUAUUCCACAGUCUUCCAGAAAAAAAGAUUAUUCAUUUCAUUGUUUUAAUUCCCCGUGAUGUUUGGCUUAAAAAGCUGACGCACAUUUGUUUUGCGGAGAUGGAAGAGAUGGCCCAGGUCUACAAGCCAUUGAAGCUGGAGAAUGGGCAGGAGAGGAAUACUGGGACUCCUGGUUUGGGAAUAAGGCCAAGAGCAGACUUUUCUUUUUGGAGAAAUUCUACUUUUUCAAGAGGGGCCUCCAUUCUUGUGGAUUGCGUUCAGAAAUCUUCUGGUGGCAAAUCAUAACUUGCAGUCUGUUCCCUCUGCAUUGGUGCUAAAUUCCCAUUGGACAACGGAGCGCGAUUAUAUAUAUAAAUAUCUAACCAGAGACAAACUAUGGUUAAUUUUUGUUCUUUUUGGGUUUUGUAAAGGUUACUCCACUCAGUUACAGUAUUAUUAUAGUUGGACUCUGGGAAUGCUUUGGGCAG
Megalops cyprinoides (Indo-Pacific tarpon) is the source of this 2354-nucleotide messenger RNA. RefSeq names its product transcription factor AP-2 gamma (activating enhancer binding protein 2 gamma) (gene tfap2c). Gene Ontology annotation, biological process: anatomical structure development; regulation of transcription by RNA polymerase II; regulation of cell population proliferation. Gene Ontology annotation, molecular function: DNA-binding transcription factor activity, RNA polymerase II-specific; RNA polymerase II transcription regulatory region sequence-specific DNA binding. The transcript is spliced from 8 exons. The coding region runs from base 304 to 1728 and encodes 474 amino acids. NCBI's taxonomy places the organism in Eukaryota, Metazoa, Chordata, Actinopteri, Elopiformes, Megalopidae. The record is from RefSeq and is a predicted model, not a curated record. Gene Ontology annotation, cellular component: nucleus.